AUGCAACAAUUGAAGUGUGCUCUUGCCUAUUUACAUGAUCACACAUUCCAUUUCAUUUUUUGUGUAGGUGAUAUGAAAGAACACACUCUUCCAGAAGUAGAGCUUCAUGACCUAGAUCCAACGGCGAUAGAACUGCUGGUAGAAUACGCAUAUUCUGGCCAAAUAGUUAUCACAACAGAUAACGUUCAAGUACUUCUACCAGCUAGUAGUUUGUUACAGAUGCAAGAGGUCAGAGAAGCUUGUUGUCGAUUUCUUCUCAGACAGUUACAUCCAACGAAUUGUUUGGGGAUUAGAAGUUUUGCUGAUACACAUUCCUGUAAAGAGUUGCAUCACAAAUCGCAUAUAUAUGCUUUGCAAAACUUCCAGCAAGUAGUUUGUACUGAGGAAUUUUUACUGUUGCCAUUUGAUGAAGUAAAUGAUUUAAUUUCCAAUAGUCAAUUGAAUAUCUCUUCCGAAGAAGAUGUCUUCACAGCAGUUCUGAACUGGGUGAAGCAUGAUUUGGCUGAAAGAAGUAAACAUAUUCCUAGGUUAAUGCAACAUGUGAGACUGCCGCUAGUCAAUAGAGAGUUUUUGAUGACUCGAGUAGAUAACGAAAAACUUAUUAGAGAGAACAACGACUGCAGAGAAUUGUUAUUAGAGGCCAUGAGGUAUCAUUUGGCCCCUGAAAGGAGAUGUGCUUUAACGUCUACGCGAACCAUGGAAAGAAAACCUAGUGGUGCUGACCCAUACCUCUUUGCAGUAGGUGGGGGCUCACUUUUCGCCAUUCAUGCGGAAUGUGAAGUGUACAACCCUAAAACGGACACUUGGUCCUCGAUAGCGCCUAUGCAGUGGCGCAGAUCAAGAUCGGGGGUUACAGGGUUGAGAAGACUACUUUACGUUGUAGGAGGCUACGAUGGCGCCUCAGACCUAGCCACUGCUGAAUGUUACAACCCACUCAAUAACACGUGGUCACCAAUCACGCCCAUGGGCACAAAAAGAUCAUGUUUAGGUAUGUAUUACUCGGUGAAGCUACUUUUUGCUUCAAAUGUUUCCAAAAUUUUUUUUGAUUAG
Molecule: messenger RNA, 1050 nt
Organism: Acanthoscelides obtectus
Lineage: Eukaryota; Metazoa; Arthropoda; Insecta; Coleoptera; Chrysomelidae
Source: the annotation of a GenBank genome assembly